Molecule: messenger RNA, 2615 nt
Organism: Parasteatoda tepidariorum (common house spider)
Lineage: Eukaryota; Metazoa; Arthropoda; Arachnida; Araneae; Theridiidae
Source: RefSeq, a predicted model, not a curated record
AUGGUGCUCUUUUUCCCACUGCGAUGGGAAAAAGUCUCUCAUACUCCGGACAACAUUGUGACGGUAAAAAUUACUGGUAUUGAUUCGGAUGGAAAGUAUAUUAUUCACGAAAAAUUAUACAAAGAAUGGAUCGGAGUGUGCACUAUAAACAUCGAUAAAGUGGUUAAAAACGUCAAAAGGUAUUUUCCAUCAUGUUGCAUUUCGUACAAACUAUUAAACGAGCAACUUUACAAAAAAGUCUUACCCUAUUUCAAUGAACGCUUAAAAAAGGGUAAAUUGCGCUACUCGAAUAAGCCAUUUUAUAAAUUGUAUGUCUCCGCUUCGAUUGCAGAUGUGGGAUAUUUUUUUAAUGUGUACAAAAUGGCUUAUUAUGAGUUGGAUGAUUGGUUGGUCCGUCUUUAUAUCGAUUUAGGAGGUGAUUUUUAUUACAAGUGGUACAAUGUUGAUCCUCAUUCAAAAGGAUUGUUGGAUGCGUUUCAAAUCAAUAGAAACUGUCAAAAUAUUCCCCCGAUAUAUAUGGCGGCCUUUGAUUUGGAAACGAUUCCUUUAGAUGGCGAGGAUCGCGUACCGACAGGCCAUUCGUCAAGUGAUCGUAUUGUAAUGAUGAGUAUUGUGAAAUGGUCCAGUAUAGGCCAUUAUUCAACGCAUGUGUUAUAUCUCAAUCCGUUAACUAGAGAAAAAGCAUUUGAUGGUCUAGAAAAAGCAGGAGAAACUACAAAAAGUGUGCACGAUUCUUUGAACCUCAGAGAAAAAGCAGGAGAAAUUACAAAAAGUAUACACAAUUCUUUAAACCUCAACCCUUUUCUUUACCGAGAAUAUUUCAACGAGCUCGACAUGUUGCGUGAUUUUUUUCAACUUAUGCAAGAUGUACAAGUGAUUACGGGCUACAAUAUCAAUCAAUUUGAUAUUCCUUGUCUAUUGGCUCGAUUGAUUUGGCUGCAAGCUUAUGAUAUCACAAACCACUUUUCCUCCAAGCAAAUUGGCAAAUACAUCAUUCCCACCUGGGACAACAAAUUGGUGAUCGACAUGUACAAUUUUGUCGAUAUUUUUUCUUCUUACAAUCUUCCAAGCUUAAAGCUCGAUGACGUAUCUCACUGUAAACUCGGCGAGGCUAAAAUUCCCGUGAAAUCGACUGGCAUUCACGCUUGGUAUGUUUCUGAUAGUGUCACUCUAAAAUUGCUACACUCCAGAGACACAAAUUACUGUUUCCACGUGUUACAACCCAGAAAUGUGAGAUUGUUUGAAUUUGGGACUUUUACGCAGUAUUUAGAAUAUUGUUUACAAGAUUCCAAACUAGUUUAUAAAUUGUUUAUGCACGAAAAAGCGCUCGAAUUUCUCGUUGAGAGGGCAAAUUUUACCUGCCUUCAUCUGGAAGAAGCCCUCUACUUUGGCAAUUCCAGGUACAUUUUCAAUGUGCUCAAAACGUACGGGACGCUGAUGGGUUUCUUUCUCAAUGCUACCUUUUUUAAAAAUACCAAUGUCCAAGAUAGCAAACCUUUUAAAAAGUUUUUUCUCAAAGAGAACACAUAUCAGGGUGCACUCAAUUACUCUUUGGCUGGCACGUUUCACAAUAAUGUUCACGUCUUUGAUUUUGCGAGUAUGUAUCCCUCUAUUUUACUCAAUCAAAAUUUAUGCUAUGGUACGUGCACCAUAUUGACAACCCAAGAUUAUUUUCAAUUACCUCCCGAUAUUCGAGACCAAUGCUGUAAUGUACCUUAUCGCAAUCAUUCUGAGACUGAUUUUGCAAAUGCAUGUGUUGAUAUCACUAGACCCUAUCAAUAUCCCGAGGUAGAAGAGCACGAUACUGCUGUCAUGGUGUGGUAUAAAGACGAAAAAGGGUUUUUACCUACUGUUUGUGAACAUUUUCUCGCAAAACGGUUCGAGGAAAGAAAAUUAUUCAAAGAAACCGGUAAUAUCAUUCAUUAUAAUAAACAGUUGAAUAUGAAAUUAUUUCUCAAUUCCAUUUAUGGUUGCAUGGGUUCGAACGAAACCCCUCUCGCUUGUCUGUACAUUGCCAUGUCUAUUACCGCCUUUGCGAGAAUGUAUUUACUCGCUUCAGUUCAAUUCUUUCUCGCCCGAGACUGUGUCAUUGCAAAUUGCGACACAGACAGCGUCUUUGUGGUGAACAAUUCUUCGACUGACGCUACUCUCGUCAAUCGUUUUUUAAAUCAACCACACAUGAGUUUAGCAUACGAACAAACAAUGGAUUUUUUACUUAUCAUUUCUAAAAAACGCUACGUCUAUCAAAAGGGAGAUACCAUCUAUUUUAAAGGAUUUGAAAAAAAGUCAAGUCAAUUGGUCAAAGAUAUGACGCAUUUGUUGGUCGAAAAAACGUUUAAAGCGUACAAAAAGGGACACACGAGUCAGUCACGAGGGCUUAAAAUUUGGGUCAAAACGUUGGUUCAGGGAUAUGCAGCGUGUAAGGAUCCUAAAAAAUAUUGCUUGACGCGAAAAGCGAAAAAAUUGGAGGAGUACAAAUCAAAAACGUGUCCCCAGUUGAAACUGUUGAGAAAAAAUCCCGAAUUGGGAGGACAAUAUAUUGAUUAUACCUAUAGUCAGGCAGACGUCAAAUACAAUCGGGAGACCCAGUGGAUUAUGCGGGUAGAAGAGGUAGA